This is a messenger RNA of Sphaeramia orbicularis (orbiculate cardinalfish), 1141 nucleotides long. Its product is annotated as dual specificity protein phosphatase 13. The transcript has 3 exons. The record is from RefSeq and is a predicted model, not a curated record. Gene Ontology annotation, molecular function: protein tyrosine/serine/threonine phosphatase activity; MAP kinase phosphatase activity. Lineage: Eukaryota; Metazoa; Chordata; Actinopteri; Kurtiformes; Apogonidae. Gene Ontology annotation, cellular component: cytoplasm. Gene Ontology annotation, biological process: negative regulation of MAPK cascade; protein dephosphorylation. The coding region runs from base 172 to 726 and encodes 184 amino acids.
CACACUGAACACAGAGAGCUAAUUUUGGAGGCAGGCGACAUUCAAACAAACCACCUGCUCAUGUCUCUCACUGUCACAGUCCACACACAGAGCUGCAGAGUCUGGCAGUGAGGACACAGCGACCACCGACAGCAGGAGCAGAGUUGAAGUAGCACUUUGUGUCUGGAGAGAAUGUCAGGGAGCAAGCAGCCACAGGACUUGGCGCUCAUUAAACAACUGGAGCUCAUCUUGGAUUCAUGCACACUUGAGCUCACACCAGUGGACGAGGUCUGGCCCAACCUGUACAUAGGAAAUGUGGCUGUAGCACAAAAUAAAAAGACUUUAUGUAAGCUGGGCAUCACACAUGUCCUGAAUGCUGCACACUCCAAACAGGGCAGUAUUGGUGACCAGAGUUUUUAUGGGGACGCCUGUGUUUACUAUGGCAUCCCUGCAGAAGAUUCAGACAACUUUGACCUCAGCCAGUUCUUUAAGCCUGCAGCUGACUUCAUACAUAAGGCCCUCAAGACCAAAGAUGGAAAAGUGCUGGUACACUGCAUCAUGGGUAUGAGUCGCUCUGCCACAUUAGUCCUGGUUUACUUGAUGCUGCGGCAGCGUUUCACUCUAUCUGAUGCUCUCAGACACCUCGUCAAAAAACGGGCAAUUUACCCCAACCGGAAUUUCCUGUCCCUCCUCCUCAAGCUUGACGACCAGCUAACAUUAAAGAGGAGGUUGUGUCCUCUCCUCUGACAUCCCUCUUUCUAUUUUUUCCCUAACUCUCUGCUCUUCAAAGUCUCUUCAAACCUCUCACUUUCCAUGUGUCCACUUUAAACAGCACUGACAGCAUGUCAACAAUGUUUUGCAGUCUAGAUUGUAAUAUUAGAAUGAUAUAAAUACCAUUUCCAAUCUUUUUAAGACUGGCUACAUUUUCUCUCUGGGGCAUUCAAACACAAUUUUGCUGUUAGUUAAUGGAACAGUUUUCUUUCUAGGUACACAGUCAUUAGUUUUGUCAAAGGUUGUAAAUAUUUAGUAUCAUAUUCAGUUUUUCUUUUUUAAUAUUGUCUGUCAAACAUGAUCACAAGCUUUGUAAAUACAAGCCGAAUUAAGUUAAAUCUAAUGUAUUUUUAUGUAUUGUAACUUGACUGUAAAUAAAAUGUGACCACAG